Phyllotreta striolata is the source of this 1719-nucleotide messenger RNA. NCBI's taxonomy places the organism in Eukaryota, Metazoa, Arthropoda, Insecta, Coleoptera, Chrysomelidae. The record is from the annotation of a GenBank genome assembly.
GCAGUUUCGAGCGAACAAAAAAGGUCACUAGAACCGGGAAAUAAUUUCAGAUACGGUUUCUUUGUUGAAAUGCUGGACAAAGUGCAAAGUUCUCGGAAUGGUAUGGGCGAAUUGGGGCGAAAAGUGCGCGGCGAUAGAUGGAAAAAUCAGCUUUUUGUAGUCGAAAGCCAUCUGUUAAGAUAAGCGAAGUCAGUGAUUUGCUGGUCAAUUCAUCUAUCCACAGUCACACUACCAAAAAGCAGGAAGAACAACGGAAUAAUGAAACGGCAAAAAGAAUUUUCGCGCAGAGCAUCGUAACCAGCGCUGUGAUGCUAAGCUCGGCGAGCUGCGGCAUGCCCGUCGGUUAUUCAGCCAUUCUGCUACCGCAACUCAAAUUUCUCAACGACUCAAUGAAAAUCGACGACGAAAUCGGCUCCUGGAUCGCUAGCAUCCAUUCAGCGGCUACUCCAUUGGGUUCGUUGGUUAGCGGAGUACUGAUGGAGCGUUGCGGUCGAAAAUUAGCCCUGCAAAUCGCCUCGAUACCGCUAAUAUCCGGUUGGGCUAUGAUCGCUUUCUCCACCAAUCACUCCGUGCUAUUGCUGGGCAGGCUCGUGGCAGGAUUCUCAUCAGGACUGGCCGCAGCCGCCGGACAAGUGUUCAUCGGGGAAACGUCGGAGCCCCAUUUGCGGGGGUUCCUCACCAGCGUGCCCUUGGCUAGUUACUCGUUCGGUAUUCUUUUGGUGUACGCGUUGGGUUCGUUCCUACCCUGGAGAUACGUUGCAGUGGCAAGUACCGGAUUACCUAUAGUAUCGUUGAUAGUGUUUUUCCUACUACCUGAGAGCCCGACUUGGUUGGUAAGGCAUGGAAAAUUGGAGGACGCUAAAAAUGCCCUGACUUGGUUAAGGGGUGGCAAUAAAUGCAAGGCUAAAGAAGAAACCCAACACCUCGUAGACCGUUUGGAAGCCGAAUCUCAAAGCGAUGGAAAAUUUUCGAUAAGAAAUCUGUUCAAACGCGAAGUGAUAAAACCGCUCAUUAUCUUAAACGUUUUCAAUACAAUGCAGCUGUUAUCUGGAACGUAUCUCAUCGUCUUCUACGCCGUAGAUAUUCUAAGUUACUUGCAGAUAGGCGAAAAGAAACUGGACCAUUUCGUCGUCGCUAUAUUAACGGCUUUCGUCCGAUUCGUUUUCUCCAUUUUCGGCUGUAUCCUUCUGGCGUUUAUCGGCAGGAGAACUCUAGCCAUUACGUCCGGUUUAGGCACGGCCUUGUCAGCUUUAUUUCUCGGGACGUUUUUGCACCAGAACUGCCAAGGCUUCAACUACAUCCCGGCCCUUUUCGUGUUAAUCUACGUCGCCAGUAACACGCUCGGUUUCCUCAUCCUGCCGGGAGUUCUGCUGGCCGAGCUGUUUCCGGCGAAAAUCCGCGGCCUCUCCGGCGGCCUGACGUUCAUGCUCUUCAAUUCGAUGCUGUUCGGAACGUCGAAGGUGUUUCCGUUCGUGCGAGGCGCCAUCGGCAUCUCCGGCGUGUUCUGGACGUUCGGCGUCGCGUCGGCGACGGCCUGCGUGUUCCUGUACUUCUUUCUGCCGGAGACUAAAUCGCGGAGUUUGAGCGACAUCGAGGAUUAUUUCCAAAGGAAGGGGUUCUUGUGGACGAACGGGGGCCGAAAGGACGACGAGACUGAUCAUUUUCGUAGCUGAUUCGGUGGAUUCUGAAAAGCGCGUUUCUAAUUUAUAUGAGUUGCAG